Messenger RNA from Dovyalis caffra, 1155 nucleotides. NCBI's taxonomy places the organism in Eukaryota, Viridiplantae, Streptophyta, Magnoliopsida, Malpighiales, Salicaceae. The record is from the annotation of a GenBank genome assembly.
AUGGCCAAACUCUGCUUGCCUUUUCUUUUCUCAUUGCAGGUUUGGUUACAACCUGCUGUCUGCGACUCAAUAGUCAAGUUUCUUCCUGGGUUUCAGGGGCCGCUUCCCUUCCACCUUGAAACCGGAUAUGUUGGUGUGGAUGAAGCAGAGGAUCUGCAGCUCUUCUACUACUUCAUCAAGUCCCAGAGGAAUUCUAAAGAGGACCCUCUUUUGCUUUGGCUAACUGGUGGCCCUGGUUGCUCUUCUUUUACCGCUCUUGCUUUUGAAAAUGAUUUGCCUGUUCCCACUGGAUUCUCCUAUGCAAGAUCUCCGGUUGAUUUUCAGAGAAGCGACUUUAAACAAGUUUCGCAAGCUGUCCAAUUUCUUCGAAAGUGGUUAAUGGAUCAUCAAGAAUUCCUCUCAAAUCCAGUCUACAUUGCUGGUGACUCCUACUCCGGCAAGAUCGUCCCAGCUGUUGUUCAAAAGAUUUCUAAUGAGUCUAGCUGUUUUGCAGGGAACAAUAAGGGUAUCAAACCACCGAUAAAUCUCAAGGGAUACCUCCUAGGAAACCCUGUUACUGAUCCUACUUUUGAUGAUAACUCAAAGGUUCCAUUUUGUCAUGGAAUGGGACUUAUUUCUGAUGAACUCUACAAGUCAUUGAAGAAAAGUUGUCGAGGAGAAUAUCAAAUGAUAGGCCCGAACAAUACAGAGUGUUUGAAAAGUGUAGAUGCUUUUGAUAAGGAUUAUAUACAACUCCUUGCUACUUAUUGGGCCAAUGACGAUAAUGUCUGGAAAGCACUCCAUGUGCGAAAGGGAAGUAUAGGGGAGUGGCAGCGAUGCGAUUAUAAAUUUCCUUACACUUAUGAAAUUCAAAGCAGCGUUAAGUAUCAUGCAGACCUUGGGAUAAAAGGUUAUCGCAGAUUAAUCUACAGUGGCGAUCAUGAUAUGAUGAUACCAUUCUUGGGAACUCAACCAUGGAUUAGAUCUUUAAACUACUCUAUUGUUGAUGACUGGCGUCCAUGGCACUUUCAAGGUCAAGUUGCAGGAUACACGAGGACUUACUCUAAUCAAUUGACAUUUGCCACUGUGAAGGGUGGAGGCCACACAGCUCCCGAGUACAAGCCCGCAGAAUGUUUUGGCAUGUUCAAAAGGUGGAUAAUUCAAGAACCCCUGUAA